AUGGAAAGCGGCCUACCGACACCACCCAUCGAAAAGAAAAUGAAGAUGUCAAUAUCAACCACGGCGCCGCGGAGGAAUACAUCAUCUAGUACCAAGUCGGUCAAACCGAUACAUCGCGGGACGAAACGAUCUGCUAGUCACCUCACUCAUUCGCCUGUUCACGACCAUGCGCCUCUUUCACCACUUGGCAUGGACAGCAGGCAUAAGCGGGUAUGGAAGGCAUGUGAAAGGUGUAGAAUGAAGAAGACCAAGUGUGACGGAGAGUUCCCGUGUAAGAGGUGCAAGGACGACGGACUUGUAUGCACUGCCGGCACGCGGAAGAAGACCGAGUACAAGCAAUUGCCAAGAGGUUACGCCGAGGUCCUCGAGAACACUCAAUUCGCAUUAAUAGCCACCGUGCACAAGCUCUACUCGAUGGUCCGGAGCGGGCAACAAUGGGAUCUCGGCGAGCCGGGGCUCAACGACAAAGGUCAACCGGUGAUCCACGACAUCGCGACGAAGCUCGGCUGCAUGCGACCGAGCGCCGACGCCGACCUGCCACCGCACUCGGUGUUCCCCGAAGACGAAGCCGGGCUGGCCAAGCUCGCGGCCGAGCUGGAGGCGCAACAGAAGGAGAGAGAUGCGCUCGCGCCCGAACACAAGUCCGAGACGGAAUCAAGCUGCACGCGGACAGACCGCGCGAGCUCGUCGGAACUCGACCAUUCGGACUUCGAGCAGGACUACCGCAAGGCGAUGCUGAGCGACCGACAUCAGAACCUGCAGACGCUGUCGCCGCAGAGCUUCACGUCGUCGUACCACGAGUUCGAGCCGAGCCCAACCAUGCAGACCGACGUCGACCCCUCGAGAGGCCUGUUUGCCGUGCAGUCGCCCUCGGCGCCGACCGCCUUUCCGACGUGGAAUAUGAACAGGCCUGCCGCGAUGGAUAAUCUGCCCGCGUCGUACAUGUUGCAGAUGGAUAUCAACAUGGCCGAGAUCAUGCUCAGCCAGGGCCUGGUCGAGUCCGAGUUUGGCACCAUCAAGCCGCACAUGAUCAACGUCCCGAAUCCCGAGGUCAUGCUCGGCGUCGGUGAUCCGAUGAUCUAUUCCGGCUACCCCAACAUGGAAUCAUUACGGUCAUAG
Anthostomella pinea is the source of this 1119-nucleotide messenger RNA. The record is from the annotation of a GenBank genome assembly. NCBI's taxonomy places the organism in Eukaryota, Fungi, Ascomycota, Sordariomycetes, Xylariales, Xylariaceae.